AAGAAUCAGCAAAUCCAAAGCAAGGCCAUCCCCUUUCUUUCUCGCACUUCUAUAAAUACUUUAGUAGUAUAUUAGAGGGAGUAGUACCCGUUCUCUUACUCUUCAGUGCGAUGAGUAGUGGUAGUAUAUAAAUGCACACCUAAGCAAAGAGAUCAAGGGAGAGAUUAAAGCUGAAAAGGAAGCGCAGUUCAACUGAACAUCUUCUUUCUUUCAGGCGAAAUAGAUAGAAGUAUCUAAUCUGAGAGAAGCUAUUUUUCAGGCAAAAUAUCCUAUUUCUUUUUACUAUCUUGACAAAGUCUAUUGAGCCCACUUUUGAGAGUUCUGUUUAAUGCACUUUUAUUCAUCCUUUUUCUCCAGAUGAUCUGAACACCUCAAGCUCAUUUUCUCUAUUCAGAAAAUAUCAGUAUUUGACAGGAAUUUGUCUCCAGGGAGUUAUUGAACUUCUGCAACAGAGAAAAGUAGAGCUGUGAAGCACCAAAGCACCAAAAAGGAUCUCUCUUUCCACCCUACACUUGUCACUUGAAUCCUGAAAGUCUACUUUUAAAGUCUCAGUCUUUACGCUCUUGAUCCCAGCUCAGCUUUAGCUCAUUCACUCAUCACAAUCACAUCUUGAAGGCUAUACUUUUGUCUGGAAGGGAAGAAUUGCAGUUUUUCGUUAAGAAGAUGACGGGUCAGCAGAAUAUGUUGAAAAUGAUGUCACUGAAGCAUUUGCUGGUGAUCUCUUUGGCCUUAAAUGUUGGUUUGAUCUCGAGAGUCAUGGAGGUUUCAAGAGAGGAAAAGCAUGUAAAGAAGGUCAAGGAUGAUGCAGGCUCUAAAACGGUGUCGUAUUCAUCCUUUUUACCAACUAGUACAGCAGCACCAGCAGCUCAAGAUGAUGGGAGUAUCAUCAAUCUUGAUCACGGUGAUCCGACAAUGUAUGAGAGGUAUUGGCAGCAGAUGGGGGACAGAACCACUGUUGUGAUCUCGGGCUGGCAACUGAUAAGUUAUUUUUCUGAUGUCCGAAACAUUUGCUGGUUUCUGGAGUCUGCAUUUGCGAAUGCCAUUGUUAGGUUGCACAAGCAGGUUGGGAAUGCUGUAACAGAAGGGCGUCAUAUUGUGGUUGGGACAGGUUCCACGCAACUCUAUCAAGCUGUAUUAUAUGCUCUCUGUCCGGAAAAUGCUUCAGAACCGAUGAGUGUGGUGUCAGCUGCUCCAUUUUAUUCUUCGUACCCGCUGAUGACCGAUUUUUUGAAGUCUGGACUCUACAAAUGGGCUGGUGAUGCUUACAAAUUCAGCAAAGAUGAACCCUAUAUUGAGCUUGUAACUUCUCCUAACAAUCCAGAUGGAGCAUCACGAGUAGCCGUUGUUAACCGCAAACAAGGAAUUUUAGUCCAUGACCUGGCUUACUACUGGCCACAAUACACUCCUAUUUCUUUCCCUGCGGACCAUGAUAUCAUGCUGUUCACAUUCUCCAAAAGCACCGGCCAUGCUGGUACACGCCUAGGUUGGGCUCUGGUCAAAGAUGAAGAAGUUGCUAAAAGGAUGACUAAGUAUAUAGAGUUAAACACCAUUGGUGUGUCAAAGGAUUCACAGAUACGUGCAGCAAAGAUUCUAAAUCAUGUGGCUGAUAGCAUUGAACAUGGUCCUGAAUCUAAACAAAGCGAUAAUUUCUUUGAAUUUGGGUAUAAUCUCAUGGCACUGAGGUGGGCACAGCUUAGAGCUGCUGUGCAUAGAAGUGAUCUUUUCAGUUUACCCAGCUUUCCUUCUGGUACCUGUCGUUUCAGCGGUCAUCAUUUCAAGCCACAACCAGCUUUUGCAUGGUUAAAAUGUGAAAGGGACAUAGAGGAUUGUGAGAGCUUCCUACGUUGCCACAAGAUUUUAACGAGGGGAGGUAAGCAUUUUGGAGUUGGUCCAGAGUAUGUGAGGAUCAGCAUGAUGGCCCGAGAUGAAAUUUUUGAUCGGUUUACAGAUAGAUUAUCUAUGAUCAACUCUUGAGAGCCAUCAUAGGUAGGGUAACUUUGUCAUAUAGAAGGGAAAAGGGUUUAGUAUUUUAGACAUACGUGUUUGUAAAGAACUAGAAUGAUAAGGAUCUUAGUCAUUUUCUUCAUUUAACCUAUCAUAUAAUCUUUUCGGUAUUGUCAUUUUAUUUUGGAA
Coffea eugenioides is the source of this 2133-nucleotide messenger RNA. Its product is annotated as tryptophan aminotransferase-related protein 2. Gene Ontology annotation, molecular function: transaminase activity; carbon-sulfur lyase activity. The record is from RefSeq and is a predicted model, not a curated record. Gene Ontology annotation, biological process: amino acid metabolic process. The transcript is spliced from 6 exons. The coding region runs from base 664 to 1974 and encodes 436 amino acids. Lineage: Eukaryota; Viridiplantae; Streptophyta; Magnoliopsida; Gentianales; Rubiaceae.